AUGGCAAUCAUCCAAAGCCCUCAAUCUGCGACAACGGUGUUUCUAGACCAGCCACCAAGCUGUCUCGAGUUUUGCCCAGAAGCCCCAGACUACUUCAUCGUGGGAACCUACCUUCUGUCAGAAACCAAAACCGACCAGGACGAAAUUGAACAAAAAAAGACCGGAAGUCUGCAAUUAUGGAAACUGGACCCCAUCAGCAAAGCACUAUCCCAAAUCCAAAGAAUCGAUGUCCCAUAUGCAGUAUUUGACUUGCACUUCCACCCAAAGCAAAAGAAUCUAUUCGCUAUAGCCAGUAGCGUGGGAUCAGUCUCUCUAUUCCAAGUGCACGCAGACUCAACUUCACCAAGCAUCACCCAACUAUGGACAAAGCAAGUACACGAAGACCCCUCAAUCCCAGCCCUCUUCCUUGCCUGGGCACCAGAUGACUGGUUUCCGCAUUCCCCGGCAGACGGAUUCGCAGUCACAUUCUCUGAUAGUCGGACAUCUGUCUUUGGGACGGAAGGCGAUCUCUGCGAUCUAGUUGAAUGGGGUACCUUUGAAGCCAAACAGAUGAUCGAAGUGUGGUUCGUGGCUCUGGCUUCGAUUGGAAUGGACGACUCUAAAAUACCGUUCAUGUUCACGGGUAAUGAUUUCGGUUCUUUGCAUACGCGCCGUUUUGGUGACCUUGAUGAUCUGGAUGAUCAUCUUGCGCCUAUGUUGCUUGAGCAUGAUGAUCGCGCAAGACAUCACACUGCUGGUGUCACGGCUAUUUUGCCUUUAUAUGAUUCUUUGGUGGAUGAUGCGCCUGUUCUUUUGACGGGUUGUUAUGAUGAGGGUCUCCGUGUGUACCAUGCUACGCGGAGGGGUGAGGUUCUUGCUGAGCAGUGCUUGGAUGGUGGUGUGUGGCGGCUGCAAAUGUUGGAGACGAAGAAGAGAAUGGAUGCUGGGAAUACUGCGGUUACUGAAACGCGGUUCUUGGUUCUGGCGAGCUGUAUGCAUGCUGGGAGUAGGGUUGUGAGGGUUAGUUGCAAAGAGAAUGGUGGGAUUGGGGAUUGGGAUAUUGAGAUUUUGGCGAAGUUUACAGAACAUGAGAGUAUGAAUUAUGCCAGUGGUGUUUGGAAUGGGGUGCAUGGGGAGGAGAAGUCUGAGAUUUUGGUUGUGUCGAGUAGCUUCUAUGAUCGGAGGCUCUGUGUUUGGACGGCAGAUGUGUGA
Molecule: messenger RNA, 1191 nt
Organism: Penicillium salamii
Lineage: Eukaryota; Fungi; Ascomycota; Eurotiomycetes; Eurotiales; Aspergillaceae
Source: the annotation of a GenBank genome assembly